CAGGGGGUGGUUAUGGGGCCGGGGGGGGUCACUUGUGGGCAGAGCUGAGUUGUGGGGCGCAGAUGAACCUGGAGCGCGUCUCCAAUGAGGACAAGCUGGAGCUGUGCCGCAAGUACUACCUGGGGGGCUUUGCGCUCCUGCCCUUCCUGUGGCUCGUGAACGUGCUCUGGUUCUUCCGCGAGGCCUUUGUGGUGCCCCCCUAUGGGGAGCAGGCGCUCAUCCGGCGCUGUGAGUGCCUGUGGGGGAUAUAG
Messenger RNA from Pezoporus flaviventris, 251 nucleotides. Its product is annotated as gamma-secretase subunit PEN-2-like. Gene Ontology annotation, biological process: Notch receptor processing. The transcript is spliced from 2 exons. NCBI's taxonomy places the organism in Eukaryota, Metazoa, Chordata, Aves, Psittaciformes, Psittacidae. Bases 63 to 251 code for a protein of 62 amino acids. The record is from RefSeq and is a predicted model, not a curated record. Gene Ontology annotation, cellular component: gamma-secretase complex.